Messenger RNA from Sphenostylis stenocarpa, 321 nucleotides. The record is from the annotation of a GenBank genome assembly. NCBI's taxonomy places the organism in Eukaryota, Viridiplantae, Streptophyta, Magnoliopsida, Fabales, Fabaceae.
AUGAACAGAAGUCACGGGCUGUACAUGCAGAGGUCACGGGCUGUACAUGCAGUUGGAUCUUUGCCGACGGCCAUUAACUGCGGUGUGACCUUGUCCCACCAACAGCUUGCUUGGUAUCUUGUUGGAGGAACACCCCAGAGUGUGUGUGACCAUUCAAAUUUGAGGCUGUAUCUUAGGGGCACCGUCAAGUUCGCCGUCAGCUUCUCCUACAAAGAGCUUCGUUCAUAUCUUCUCCCACAGGUAUGGUUCAUAUGUUAUUUUCCAUGGUUGCAACCUGAAACUGGUUCUACUGGUGUUGUACUCCAUGCAUGGUUGAGGUAA